CAACGCUGUCUCGAAGCAGUACACGUCUGCCUCCGUGCCUAUGUUCGAGUUUUGGUCGUGUUGCAACCCAAAAUCGAAGAUCCAUGCAGGUCUGGUAACUAUGGAGGUUGUUGGGUGUAUAAGGGAAGGACGGCAGCUUCGGAGGAUAAUAGUGCACUGUUCCCAAUUUUCAUUUUGACAAUAAUGGCCAUUCCUAUAGUGUCAUAUACAAUAACAAAGUUGUAUCGAGCUGCCUCUAAGAAAGCAAAGAGCAUACACUAUCAGUGUCUGAAUGCUCGCGGUCUGAUUUCGAAUGUAGUUAUGGAGUCUCUAAUGAUGAUUUUGGAGGCUUCAGACAUUUUUUAUGUUGUGGGGAGACUUUGGAGAGGAAACGUUGAUGCUGCUUGUGGGGAGGGAGUGGAAGAACGUUGUGGCAAGAUUCCCCUCUGCAUCUAAACCCUAAUUUGGAUGAGGAAUUACUUUUUCUUUUUCUUUUUUCUUUUUUCUUUUCUUUUACUUUAUCAAAUUCUACGUUAUAAUUUAAAUUUUAUUUUUAUGUAAUUUUAUCAACAUAUUUAUUGUAUAACAAGUAUAACACGUCAGUCGUUUUUGAUGUCGUUUUUGAUCA
Vigna radiata var. radiata (mung bean) is the source of this 607-nucleotide messenger RNA. Its product is annotated as dnaJ protein ERDJ2B-like. NCBI's taxonomy places the organism in Eukaryota, Viridiplantae, Streptophyta, Magnoliopsida, Fabales, Fabaceae. The record is from RefSeq and is a predicted model, not a curated record. Bases 184 to 435 code for a protein of 83 amino acids. The transcript has 3 exons.